AGUCACACCCAUGGAGCAGAAGCAAGUCAGUAAAGUAAUAACCCAGGAAAUACGUGUGUUUCUUUCUAUCUGUUCCGAAACGUUCAGUCAGUCUUAGCUCGAGCGACACCAAAGAACACUUUAUGCCAUCAGGAGUUGACUCUGAACGCAGCAGCUGGCAACGUAGUGGAUGUUUCUGUGAUUUCGCUGGAGGUUGUCCCUGCCCCUGCCCCUGCCCCUGCCCCUGCCCCUGCCCCAGAGACUCACCUGCUCAUACGCUCACACGGAUAACUCCCUUGGCCCCCCAGCCCGGCAGCAUCCGAUUCCUGUCUCACACAGAGCUUCAGGAUGGGGUGAAGAGGCGAACAGGAGCAAUGCAGCGACGGAAAGUGAAGGUGGUGGGGACCAUCAUGAUGGCGAACAUCUUCCUCUUCAUCGUGCUGGAGGUGUCGCGCAGCGGCAGCCAGGGCAAGGGCAGCGACAGCAAGGUGCACGUGCCCUCCAAGCGCUUCUGGGCCCGGCUAGCACCCAGCAGCGGCUUCUGGAACCGUGAGCAGCAGAAGCUGGACCUCCUUCACAACCCGGUGGUGACCAACACCACUAACGGCAGCGGCGUGACCGCUGACGGAGCGCUACCGUUCGACCAGCUCCCCGAUUGGCUCAACGACACGGUGGGCCAGCAGUCGUGCGAGCCGGACCCGCGUGUGGCCAGCCAGCUGAAGGACUACGGCCAGCUGCCGCAGCGCUUCAGGGACUUCCUGACGUACCUGCGCUGCCGCUCCUACCCCAUGGUAGUGGACCAGCCACACGUGUGCCAGGACGGGCCCUACCUGCUGCUGGCGGUCAAGUCCCUGGCGCCGCACUUCGACCGGCGGCAGGCCAUCCGCGAGUCGUGGGGCCGCGCGGGCAUGCUGGCCAACCGCACGGUAGCCACCAUCUUCCUGCUGGGCAACGCCACGGCCGUGGACCACUUCCCGGACCUGUCGCCCAUGCUGCGCUACGAGAGCGAGCAGCACCGGGACAUCCUCCAGUGGGACUACCGCGACACCUUUUUCAACCUCACGGUCAAAGAGGUGCUCUUCCAGCGCUGGCUGGACACCAGCUGCCCCGGCGCGCGCUUCGUCUUCAAGGGCGACGACGACGUCUUCGUCAACACGCCGCACAUCCUGGACUUCCUCAAGGGCCUGGCGCCGGACAAGGCCCGCGACCUGUUUGUGGGCGACGUCAUCUUCAACGCCGGGCCGCACCGCGACAAGCGGGUCAAGUACUUCAUCCCGGAGAGCAUGUUCGUGGGCCAGUACCCGCCGUACGCCGGCGGAGGAGGCUACUUGUACUCAGGGGACCUGGCGCACCGGAUAUACGCGGCCUGCCAGCGGGUGGCGCUCUUCCCCAUCGACGACGUCUACACGGGCAUGUGCCUGCGCAAGCUGGGCCUGGCGCCCGAAAAGCACAAGGGCUUCAGGACCUUUGACAUUGAAGAGAAGCUCAGGGGGAACGCCUGCGCCUACAAAGCACUGAUGCUGGUGCACCCCAGGACUCCGCAGGACAUGAUCAAGAUCUGGGGCUGGCUGAACGACCCCAAGUUGACGUGUCCGUGAUCUAGGUUUGAACGGUUGCCUUUUUUUGUAUCGUUUAUUUUUUUGUUGUUGUUGUUUGUUUCUGCUGUAUCAACGCCCGUGGCAUUCUAAUGACCUCAGGGUUGUAAAGGGGCACACUUUGGCAGCUUUACUACAGAGAUAUACAUUUAAAUCUAAAUUAUUGCGCUAUUAACAGCAUGACUAAAAUGUUACAAACCUCCACGGUUAUUAUGUCCCUGCUGUCGCCAGGGUACAGUUUGAAGGUGUCCGUUUUCAAAAGGGGCUUUGUGUGGCCCAAGUAUUGUGAUUAGAAGGAACCCCCCCUCUAGUCCAAACCUCCUCACCAUUGUUGAUGGUCUUUACAGUAGAGCCCAGCUGGUCUGAGCGUCCUAUGGUGUCUUGACCGAUAUUUCAUAAACCAGCUAGCCCCUAAUAGGUAGUUUGGUUUGGCACAUUUUCACAAUGCUGUAAAUUAUUUUUUUUAUAUAUAUCUAUAUGUUUAAAAAGAAGAAGACACCCAGUGCUUGGAGAUGCAAGUGCAUCAAAAUCUAAUUCACAGUUUGUUUUUGUGUAGUUAUAUGAAAGGGUUGUUUUGUUGUAGGUGUUGUAGACCUACCACCCUUAACACCUUGCAUUGGACACAUGGCCUGAACGGUCACUCCUUUGUCUAAUCCAAAGUUCCCAAAAGUCCCAGAAUCGACCAAAACAAAACCCAUCAAUGUUUCUCAAGGUGCUCUUGGGUGCUUCUGAAUUUGCUGUUCUCAGGCAGCACAACUUGCCUUGUGCAUCGCUGGCCACUUGCCAGCCUCAUUGUGCAAUCACGGGUGUGAGAGUAUGCGUGACCAAAGUAAUGUAGGAAAGGAUGGCAUUGCAACACAUUUUAAAGCGAAUUUCCAUCCUCUCUCUAUAGAUGAUUCUACAAGUGUUCCUUCUUGUCUACUGCCUUUUGCAUUGAGCCUCUUGUGUUCCAAGUCACAAGUGGCUCCUGGUAGACUUAUCAAUUUAUUCAUUAGAGGCCUUGUCCUUCUAGCCCUGAGCUUUGUUUUUUUUUUGCCAAAACACUGGUGGAGCACCAAAGGCAGAGGAAUAGGGAAAUCCAUGGGGUUGAAGGCAAGCUCAAGCUUGUGGAGAGAGGAGGAGCUAUGAGAGAGCUAGAGCAGGCAGGCAGGCAGGCAGGCAGGCAGUGCUAACCUUCAGAGGCCAGCCAAUGACGAGCCUUACACAGGCUGUCAUUUCUUGAAGCUGUUAUCCGUGUGAGACCGAGUCUGGCGCCUGCAUUGCGGCCUGGUGUUUGUCAUUUGAGCAGGGUGGAACUUGCUUGAGCGCUCAUGGGGUGGCCCACCCAUUCCUGCUCAGCGCACACAGAGAGGAAGUAUAGCCCAGUGUUAUCACAGUGACACCUGCUGGACAGGUAGUGGAAGUUUCCCGCAGUAAAAAUAAAAAUGAACACUGGACUCAUUGGGUCAUAGCCUUACCACCAUCAAAGGACCUUGUUGGAAAAACAAUGCCAUGAGAAUGACUGCCUUUGUUGAAAUAUGUCAUUGGCGGUUGUUCAUUUUUCAAAAUUAGUAACUUAUUUUUUUCCCAGUUACUGAGGGAGUGUUGGUCAGUGUUAAUGUGUAGACUUGCGAAUUAAUGUCAAACUCAUCUGUUACACUGACUGCUGUUUGGGUGCUGGAAUGUCCAGAAAAUGUUUACAUGUGUAAAUAAACAAUUGAAAAUGGCAAAAAAAAGUAAACAAAGAAAAUGUAUUUAUAAACUCAGUAUAAUUUGUUCAGUUCUGGUUAUGUUUAUUAAGAUGAAUACAAAAACAGGACUGGAUUAGAGACAGGUAUUUGGUAUUGUUUGUUUGUUUGUUUUUAAAAUAUGCUGUAUAAAUGCACAGGACUCUCUAGUAUAGACGUUUUUCUGUAUGCUGUAAAAAUGCACAGGACAAUGCUGUCGCCUAAGUGCAGGUGACGCGUAAUUCAAACUCGUAUGCACGUUAAUAUAUCUAUCUUGCGUACCUGCGUCGACUCCGAAAACCUAACAGUCUGUUUAUCGUACCAAAGCAUGGACCAAGAAAAUCAUAAAAAAGAGGUGAUCUAUGUUAAUUAUUUGUUUUAAUAUUAUUUGGGGCGUUAAGGUCACUUUUGUGCUUGGGCAAAGGAGUAUUUUUGUAGUUUGUGUUUUUUGUUCAGUGGAAUGCUGUCGGUGUUGUGCCUUCCAAAGAAGCCCAAAGGGUAAAUGCUGUAACUAGUCAACUGCAGUGGGUCGGGGUUGGCUUUCGGUCCUGUCUGUUUUUGACCUUCAAGUGCAAUUUACACCCAACUUGCCUCAUAGAUAUUCAGCCUAGUCUUAAUUCUAAUCAAGAUUUUAGUCAUUCCCUUUGUCCUAGUGUUUAUAACUAAAUAUAUCUUAACCAAAAUCCGGCACUUAUCAGUCAGUCUAUUUUAGCAGAUCGAUUGUCCCCUGACCCCCCUGUGUGUCUGUGUCUGGUCAAGGGGUGGUUUUUCUGUGCUACUGUGACUACUCAGCCAAAAUGUGCCUGUCAUAAGUGAUUUGUGACCGACAGCAGUCUUGGUCGUAAGUGUUGGUUUGGUUAAUCCUGAAAUCAUAUGUUUCUGCUUCUUUGUCCAUGUAUGAGUCCGCGUCAUCCAAAGUAAUGUACUGUCCGUGGAGUUAAGAUUUUUGUCCUGUUUUCUUUCAAUAAAGUAUACUUGGCUGUUUUUGUAAA
This is a messenger RNA of Sardina pilchardus (European sardine), 4272 nucleotides long. RefSeq names its product UDP-GlcNAc:betaGal beta-1,3-N-acetylglucosaminyltransferase 2b (gene b3gnt2b). Bases 123 to 1577 code for a protein of 484 amino acids. Gene Ontology annotation, cellular component: Golgi membrane. The record is from RefSeq and is a predicted model, not a curated record. Gene Ontology annotation, molecular function: UDP-glycosyltransferase activity; hexosyltransferase activity. The transcript has 3 exons. Lineage: Eukaryota; Metazoa; Chordata; Actinopteri; Clupeiformes; Clupeidae.